AUGGCUGAAGUCUUUGGCGCCGUUGCAAGUGGCGCUGGCCUCCUGUCCUUAGCUAUUCAGCUGGCAGACAGUGCUGUCAAGCUGAAGAAGUUCUACGACGAAGUCGAGAGAGCUCCCAAACGUUUGCAAUCGCUCGCCCGAGAGAUCAACUUAUUUUCGAACAUACUCCGGAACCUGGAAGAUGUGCGCCUCCAGCAUGGCGUCUCAGAUUCAGACGUGCUCACUCAAUGCAUCGAGAUGUGUGAAGACAGGACGCGAGAGAUCGUAUCAGCCACCAGAAAGAUCGAGAAUAUGCACCAGAGAUCCCAACUACGCGGUCGGAUAUACGCUGCUGUGAAGAUGUCUGAAGUCAUCGAUUUGUGCAAUGACAUGGAGAGAUCGAAGAACAGCCUUUCGAUGGCGUUCCAGAUAUUUCAUUCCGGCCUCACUGGAACACUUUUGGCCACGAACCAGGCAAUGUCCACUCAAGUAGCUACGCUCGUGGCGACAUUCUUGGCUGCACCAUCGCAGCCCAUGGUAUCGAGUGCGAUGGUCGUGGCUGCAAAUCACCAGCCGACUGCUCAAAUUUGUCUCGAUCAGCAACCCACGCAGGUGGUAGCUGGCAUGGAUCGAGACCAGAAUUCAGCCGAGCUGUGGCCUGGUACUAAGAAGCGUACCUACAAGCGACUUUUUGGGUGCCAGGUAAAACGCCUCUACAGAGAGUCAACAUCAUCAGAGUGGAGAGUCUGCGUAGAGCAUGUUCUUGACUUGGACACAUGGGUCCUACAACUGGAACCUUGGUCCUGGCCACUUUCGCCAUAUGUGCCGCAAACGAUUUGUUGGACACCAAGAAAAUGGACGACCGAAGACGUAGAGGGUCCCUGGCGAUCUUAUGUUCGGUAUGAGAUCGAACUGAGUGGUGGCCAAUGGUUGCCUGAAGUCGUAUCUCAUGAAGGCGGCAGGCGGCUGCAACGAGGCCAGGACGUUCGCGAUGACGAAAUAGUCCUCAGAAUUGCAAACUCUCGCAAGUCUUCCAACAAAAGGACGACUAGCGAACCACCAAGCUCGCCUCAGGCGUACAGCAUGCGACAGCAAGCCCUAGCCAGCCGCGUGAAAUAUUGCUGGUUACAUUCGCGUUGGUGUCGUCCAUCUCUGGCCCAGGCAUCGAAGUGGUGUCGUCAAAACAACGAAGAUCGGGAAUGGCAUGCUGUCCUUACCCAGACUCCCUGCGGCAGCCAAAAUUGCUGCAUCCCAUCUUACUUGGAAGAGCCGUACCACGAGUACUGGGAGUUCUCGAAAAUCGCUCAACAGCGCAAGGACUUCAUAGAACGACAUGGAUCACCACCGGCCAUAUGCUCGUUGGUCGUAGGUCCAUCGCUCAAGGGAGCACAUAGCCAACCAAACCACAUUGUCAGCCACGAAGACCUGUUUUACUUUGCAGUGGGACGGGAUAGCAUUCUAUCUGAAUAUCUAUGUGACGCAUUUCCCGAUUGUAUCCAUCAGCAAGUUCACAUUGAGAGGUUGCAGCAAGAGAAGGAAUGGGGUAUCGAUAACCUCCAGGAAGAAGGUGUCGAUUAA
Zasmidium cellare ATCC 36951 is the source of this 1557-nucleotide messenger RNA. RefSeq lists its product as uncharacterized. NCBI's taxonomy places the organism in Eukaryota, Fungi, Ascomycota, Dothideomycetes, Mycosphaerellales, Mycosphaerellaceae. Bases 1 to 1557 code for a protein of 518 amino acids. The record is from RefSeq and is a predicted model, not a curated record. The transcript has a single exon.